This is a messenger RNA of Fusarium sp. VM40, 789 nucleotides long. The record is from the annotation of a GenBank genome assembly. NCBI's taxonomy places the organism in Eukaryota, Fungi, Ascomycota, Sordariomycetes, Hypocreales, Nectriaceae.
AUGUCAACUACAGCGCCUACCUCUACUUCCACAGCCCCCGCUACAGGCUCCUCGUCAUCCUCGCCAUCUUCGCUCUCCCCUCGGCCGCCGACGUCUCCUCCUCCCACUAUCACAUCGCCCUCCGUCGCCCACGCUCACGCCCACGCGCAAAUCCCCUCCGCAUCGCAGCAAACCUCUCCGCCCCCGCCGCAGCUUCAGCCCACCCUCCCGACAGAAGAGUCGCAGCGCCAUGUCGCCGAAGCACGCCGCGCCGUCGUCGCAACGCUGGAGAACAUGAUGGACUCAGAGCUGCAGUGGCGCGCGUCGACGCUGCACUCCAACGCUGCGGUGUUGAGCAAGCAGGCCCAGGACGUGCAGCGUGCGACGGACGGGCUGCGUCGCGAGAACGUCAAGCUAGCGCGCGAGGCGGAUGCUGCGGGGCGCAGGCUCAAGGAGCUCGGUAAUGUGCAGAACUGGGCUGAGGUACUGGAGCGCGACUUUCUCGUUCUUGAGGAGACUGUCAGGUUGGCGAAUAGCGAUCGGAGCUGUAGCUGCAGCGAGUGUGGCAGCUACAGUGGGAGCGAAAGUGAAGGCGAAGAGGGUGAGCGGGGGAUGGAUCUGGAUAAAGAUGAGAGAGGCAAGGGCGUUGAAGGCCGUAAGACGUUGGAUGUCGAGAUGGAGAUUGAUGCAGAGAAUCAUGCGCCAGGCACAUUCUCGGAUGCCAGUCGAAGCUUGACUGAAGCAGAGUCAAGUGUAGGCAGAGGGGCCAAGGGAUCAGAUACAGCGUCCAUGUCUACAAUGUCACGAUGA